AUGCGUACGAAGGCGUCCUAAAUCUGUUUUGAAACGAUACAUUCGUACAAAAGUUUUUCUACUCGGAAAAUCAACAGUUUGAUAACGAACUUUUAAGCCAACGAAGUGGUAGUCGAGCAAUCGGCGCCCGCUGAGAAGACUGAAGAAGAGAAAAAAGCGCUCGAAGAACGGCAAAAAAUGCUCGAAGCGCAGCAAAUCGCCAAGGUAACAAAUAUAUAUUCAUUUACUGUUUUUGAAAAAAUUUAUUAUCUUAGUGUUCGGCUCAAAAAAUUUUUACAAAUCCAUCAUUUUUUGUAAUGAGAAGACAAAUAUUGCUUGAAAAUAGUUUAUGAAACAUAAGGAUGGUGAAAAAUUGACAAAUUUUCAUUUCAGAAAAGGUAAAUUGAUUGGGAAAGGUAGGAAAAUUUCAAUAUAUAAAUAUUUUCGAGGCUUUGAAAAAACUCUUUAAAUAUUUUGAAUAAUCGAAAAAAUUAUCGAAAAUCCUAGCUCUUUCAUCAUGUUCUCAAGGCUCGGAAGAUCAAAAACGAAAGUCUGAAUUUUCGAAACUUUUUCUCAGAAAGUUUCGAACCUUCUUAUAUAUCUUUGUAAGACAAGAGAAAAUUUUCUGAAUUCUGAGAAAAGCCAUAGAAAGUUCUAAAAAAAGCUUACUUUUCAACUCCGACACAUUUGCAGGCCCAACAAGCCGCGGCGAUCCAAGCGGCUGCCGCAAAAGUCGCCCAGGCUCAACAGCAAAAAGUAGAAGUUCAAGUCCAAGAAGACCAAGUCAACAUCCAAAUCACCCAGCAACAAGUCCAACCUCAACAACAGGAGGUACUCAAUCUUUCGUUUCCCCUCCAAAAAACGGCCGUUCCAAUGAGAAUUUCGGCUCAGAUCCAGAUGUUCAGUUGACAUUUUGCAAUGUUUCAGGCCAGCGGCCCAUCAGCUGAGGAAAUCCGACAGAAAGAAGAGGCCGUGAGUUUUUUUUUUUCGUUUUUGAAAUUCUUGAUUUAUUGAUCUUUGGAUUUCAGAAAUAGCGUUCCAUGCAUCAAUGGAAGAUAAAUUAGAAAAGGAAAAAUUAGAAGUCAGAAACGUUAAAAAUAAACAAAACAUUUCCUCUCGGGACCAAAAACAACGACGGCUACAAGUUUUCCUUCUUGAACUGAUUUACUAUCUGUUCUUACUUCAAUUUUUAGGCCCGAGCUCAAGCAGACGCCGAAAGAAAAGCCGCAGAAGCUCGCAUAGCCAUCGCAAGAGCUCAGCAAGAAGCCGCCUUGAAAGCUGCGCAAGAAAACGCGAAAAAAGCCCAGGAAGAAGCGCUGAAAAAGGCCCAAGCAGCCCAAGCAGAAGCCCAGGCACGUGCCAAAGCCGCUCAGGAAGCUCAGUUGAAAGCCCAGCAAGAAGCAUUGAACCGGGCCAAGGAGGCUCAACAGAAGGCCCAAGCAGAGGCCCAAGCGAGAGCUAAGGCUCAGGCCGAAGCACAACAGAAGGCCUUGCAAGAGGCUCAGGCUCGUGUGAAGGCUCAGGCUGAAGCCCAAGCCAAGGCCCAGCAGGAGGCUCAGGCCAAAGCUCAGCAAGCUCAGAAUCAGGCGAAAAUUCAGCAGCAGCAGCAAGUUCAAGCUCAAAAUCAGCAGAACAUCAAUAAGUCUGCACCACAACCUCAAGCUCAGAAUCAAGUCAAGCAGGCUCAAGCUCAGCCAGCUCAAAACCAACAGAACUCCUACAGAUUCGGAGCUCAAAGUCAAGUGACAACUCAACAGCAGCAAGUUCAAGCUCAAAAUCAAGUGAAGACACAAGCUCAGCCAGCUCAAAACCAGCAGAAUUUCAAUAAGACUGCACCUCAAACUCAAGCUAAACCUGCCCCACAAGCUCAGCCAGCUCCUGCUCAGAAUCAGCAGAACUUCACCAGAUUUGGAGCACAACCUCAAGCUCAGAAUCAAGCUCAACCAGCUCAAAAUCAAGCUCAGCCAGCUCCUGCUCAAAACCAACAGAACAGAUUUGGAGCUCAAGCUCAAGCUCAGAUGCAACCUCAACCAGCUCAAAAUAAGCCUGGACCCCAAGCUCCAGCUCAGAACCAACAAAAGCCUCAACAACAAGCUCAAGGCCAACAAAACUUCAAUAAACCUACUCCAGCUCAACCUCAAACUCAACAGAAAGCUGCCCCAGCCGUUCCUCAGAAGCCUCAACAGAACCAGCCCAGCUGGAAGCAACCUGCUCCAGCUCCAGCUCCAGCUCCUCAGAAUGGUUUCUGAAAUCCGAAUAGGACAGAAAAAGAUGAAGAAGUUCAGAAGCACCCGCAGCGCAGCCGAAAUGGGGCCGAGCUCCUCAGAAAGUUCAGACGGCGGGUCCUCAGCCGGAACAGCCGAAGCAGGCUCAACCCGUGGCUCCUCCUCAGGGAAAUACGGCCUUGAGACAAACCGCCAAGGUGAUUUCUGGGAAGUAGUGGCCACUUGAGUGGUUCCUCAGGGUCUACUUGCCACUAAAUCACCCCUUGCAUCUAAGUGGCCACUAAAGUAGUUUUAGGGGUCUAGUAGUGUCAAUUGGACUUGGUUGGACCACUAUAGUGGCCACUUAGACUUGAUAACCCUAUAGUGGCUACUUCUCGCAGUUUGAUAAAAAUUUGAGUUUUUGAAGAAUAUAAACAAAAAAUUUUGAACUUCACGAAUAACUAGAAAAGUUAUACCUUUUCAGCCUUUUUUUCGCAACCUUUUUUUUAAAAUAUAAUUUUUUUAAUAAUUUUAUCGGUUAAAGUAAAUUCCUGUUACUUGAAACAUUAUAAUCGACUUUCGAGAAGAGAAGCUCGAUAUUUGUAUUCAGCCGUUCAAAGUGAUUCCGCGAAAAUAGCCUUCAGAAAAAGAAAAAUCCCCUCUAGGGGUCGCUUCAAAUACCCUUAUAGGGACCAGUAAAGCUUCCAAAAAGGAGAGAGAGACCUUAUAGGUACCGCCUAAAUUUUAAUAUCAUAGGAGCCCUAUAGGGACCACUCUGUCGAUCCUAAGUAUUUUUAUCGAAUUUGGUUUUCAUUAUUUUUUUUUUUGACGUGAAUCCGAAGUCAAUGGAGCAGGAGCUUCACCAAUUUUUCCUCAGGAAUUUCGAAUUCGCUCCAAUACCUUGAGUCUCUCUGAAAACAAUUCAGCGAUUCUCUUUCAUUUCCUCCAGCAGAACCAAGUAACUCUUCUGUUUUUUUUUGUUUAUUUUGCCAAGGGGUCCUGGUGCGAAAAUAAAGAAUUGUGUAAUAUAUCCGACAAAGCCGCGGUGCCGUAACUUUUGACGCCAGGCCCACCUUCUUCCUACUUUUUCCAUUGGUUUCAUUGGUUCUACCCGACCUGGUUCAGUUUUAUGUGAGCAAAUUGUUUCAAGUUAAGAUAUUGAUCCGUUAGGAGAGUUAAAAAAAUGAAACACAAAUAUUUUUUUGAAACGACCAAAAAUUUUGCAAGUUAUGUUUAUCUGUUUGAAAAAUUUAAGUUUACAGUUUUUUUCUUUAAAAAAGGCGAUUUCUUGAAAUUCAAGAUUUUACCUGUUCAGAAAGUUAAAAACAAAGAUGAAAAAGGAUUUUUUUAAAUUUUGGGAAAGGUUCAAAAAAAUUUGAAAAAUUAAAAAAAUAUUUUUCUGUAGGAGAGAUGAAAAACUGAGAAGCAAAGCGUUUUCUAGUUUUUUUUUUUAAAUUCAAAAUUCCUUUUUUUGAAACGGUAAAAAUUGAAGAGAAAAAAAGCAGGAUACAACAAUUAUUCAGAAUUUAUUCAGCUUUUUCCUGUAUCUUACCCAAAAAAAUAAAUUAUUGACUUUAACGGUCACUAAACACGUUGAAAAAAUAAGAAAAAAAGCUUGAAAUUCUUUUUUUUGCUUUGAAAGUAGGUUUUCAAUAUUUUUUUAUUUUUUUAAAAGGAUAUCAAAAAUUUUCUCAAAACCUUCUAACUUUUUCUCAUUUUCGAAUAAUUUUACAAGUUUGGAACUUGUUAAGGUUGAACCUGCCUUUGUACAGGUAAAUUUUUUUUUAAAUCCAGCUUUUUUUCUGCACAUUUCUAGCUCACCAUUCUGGAACUAUGCGUACAUUUUUUAUUACUGAAAUCAUUUUUGAACACCAAUUAUAGUCUGUUCAGAUUUUGAAUGUCAAGUCGUCGCUCAAGCUCCGCCCCUGAUGGCGCGAUGAACCAAUAAGAGAGCGAACCAUCCACAGAGCAUUUUCGAAUGACGUCAUCGUACUUGACAUUCAAAAUCUGAACAGACUAUAAUUAUCAAAAGAAAAAUUUGACCUGUCCAUUUCUGAUAUACAAGAGGAAAUUUCAGUAAAAAAAUUCAGUAAUAAAUUCAAUUUUCCCAAGUUUUAAUCAAAAAAAUUUAGACGGUUUGAAAAAAAUUGCUUUUUUUGUUGUAAUAAAAAAAGUCCUUGCAGUGAAUAGAAACGUUUGAUAAAUCACUAUAAUAAAUAAAAAAAUAUUCAGGAGUUUUUUUGCAUUCUUUUUUUUAAUAGAAACUUACACUAAUAAGAUUCAAAAAAAUGGAUCAAAAAAAGUUGAAAAAAAUCUUUUUGAGUGAAAUUCCUGAAGUUUACGUGUAAUGACAAAAAUUGAACCAGGAAUGAGAUGAUGAAAAGAUUUCUUGCGUCUUUUUUUUCUAAAUGAAGCUUUUUUAAUUGAAAAACGAAUGAAAUAGUUGUUUCUCUGGAAAAAAAAAUUAUUCAGUGGCCCCUUUAGGGCUCAACUUUUAAGUAGUCACUUUAGUACCUUCUCUAACAAGGGAGCGAUUGGGAAUUUCUUGAAAAUUGACCAAAAAUCUCUUUGACGGCCUAGAUGAAAAAUUCUGAAACACUCAAGCUUCAAAAUGUUCUAGUUUUUGAAAAAUAAAACUCAGAGCCUCAAUAUGGCCUAUUUUUACGAAUUUUUAAGCUUUUCUUUGACUUUCAGAUGUUCUUUUUCAAAAACUAUGAAGUUUUCCAGGUUGAAACUUUCAGUAUAUUUUUCUGGUCAAUUUUCAGGAAAUUCCCGAACCCAAAGGACCUCCCUUGUAAGUCAUCCUCGAAAAACCCCUUAAGAGGCCACUAAAAAUUCUCCUAGAUAAGUUUUUUUCGCCCGAACGGUUGGCCAAUAUCUUGUUUGCUUCGCCUGGAGUGCCACGGUCCUUAUCACUUAUCUUUCUGUUUUUUUGCGCCCGCUUAUCUUGAGAGGGAUCUUGCCAGCCAUUCCUCGCAAUUGAUCUGAUUUUCUCAGCUUUCCGACUUUUGUUUCAGUUUUACGGUGGUAGCUGUUGAAAUUGCAGUUUUUUCAAACAGCUUCAAGUUAAAAUAAUGGUAGAAACGAAAUUUUUGAGAAAAAAAAGGCGAAUUUUUCAAUAGAAAUGGGACAAAUGCUGUGAAAUUUCAGACUUGAAAAAAUGGUAAUUUCAGACACAUCUUGUUUAAUUACAUUUUUGGGCUUGAAAAAAAUUUUUCCUUUUUAGAAAAAAAUUGGACUUUUUCAAAUUUUUAUGACCAGAAGCAUAAUGUCCUUUUUAAAACUGAACUUUUUUAUUGAAAAUUUUUGAAAUUCAAAAAAUAUGUUUCUACUCCAAACUGCAUUUUCCUGAUUUUCUCAUCCAUUAAUCUUAAAAAUCUCACGAAGAUAGAUUUUUUUUUUUAAUUUUUCCAAAAGUUUGAAGAUUUUUUCACCAGUAUAACCCAAAUUUUGAAAUUUUGAAUUUUUUUUUUUGGGGAAAAUUUUUUUUUCAAUGCGAGAAGGACAGAUUUGAUCAUAUUGUUUGAAAUUUUGAAUCGCCAUUUUUUGAAUCGAUCAAACCAAAAAAAUGAACAACUUUUUGCGCUUCCUGUGUCAAUAAAAAAAGGUUCUUAUCGAUUCCCAUUUUUUUCCUGAAUUUUUUUAUUUUUUUAUUUUAAUUUUUAUUCUGUUGGUUCUUUACAGCACCAGGAAGCGGAACUGGCGACGGAAGGCUCAAAAGUGCCGACGAACGCCGCGAUGCACGCCCAAAAGCCGAAUAUCCGGCAGCAAAACGUCCAGGAGAAGUUCAUCGAGAAGGAGGAAGUCCGACCCGAACUUCAGGUCUCGAAAACCUCUUCAAAUAAUUGAGCUCUUUUUUUCUUCGUUCUCGCUUUGCUUCUCAAGUUCGGAGGACUUUCAAGGACCUGGCAAGGCGGAAGUUUUGAGAGCGUAGUAAAAAGAAAAAACAUGUUUUUUUGGAUGGGAGGAUAGCUGAAAAAAAUUCGAUGAGCUUUUUUUAUUUUUUUUGAAAAAAAGAUUUAUAAUUUUUUUCUUUUUGAAAUUUUUUUCGAGCCUUUUUGGUGAACCUUUCAAGGCUGGUUUCCGAGAUUUUUUUAUAGUUUUUUUAUAACUAAAGAGGUUGAAAAAAAGCGAAUUUUUUUAUAGAAGAACCUUAUUUUUCACGAUUCUCUUGAACUUUCAUGGGGCAAAAAAAGCGGAAAAAGUUUUGAAAAAAUUUUUUUUUAAUUUAUGUUAUAAAUCAACUGAAUAAGCCCGAAAAAGAGGCUCUUUUUGAAUUUUUUUGAGGUCAGAAGGAAAAAGAAUUUUCAAAAUAAAUAUUAAAAAAAUCAGAUAUGUCGCUUUUUUUGUAAAUCAGGUAAAAAGGCCGAUUUUAUUUUUUUCUUUUUUUCCAAUUUUUUUCCGUCUUUUUCUUUGCUUUUUUUACAAUGUUUUACAAGCCCGGCCUUUUUGAUUAUAUCAGAAAUAUAUAUAAAGAGCUUUUUGGACAGCUACAACUUUCGAUACAAAAUCGACGAUAUACAUUUGUAGCCUUUCGAAAAGGAGAGCACUUUCAUGAAAAUCAAGAAACAAAAAUAAGAUUUUUGAGUUUUUCAGGGUUUUAUAAAGUUCUUAAGGUUUUCAGAACUUCUUAUAAAGGUUUAAGAAAGUUUUUUUAUCGAUUUUUGAGUGAGUUAAGGUUUUUUUAAAACCUCAUUAUUGAAGAAACUUUAAAGUUUGAGCGUUUCAAGAAAUCAUAAAUAGUAGCUUGAAUGAAUUGAUAGAUCUGAAAUAAUCAAUAAAAUGAAAAUAAUUUGUUUGCUAGGAAAAAAAAUGCGAUUUCUCAAGUAUAAGAGUUUCGUUUCCAUCUGAUUUUCGUGCAAACAAUUGAAAAAAUUUUGUUUUUGACAUGGAGAGAUAGGCUUUUCCCUUCGAACCGUGCUGUUGACAGACUGCGCGGACUUCGAAAUCUCGUCCGAUAGCUCACCAGAAAUCUCCUAAUUUUCAGCUUUUCAAAGGGAAUUUUAAGUUCUUGGAAAGGUAUGAGUAACAGCUGGCCAUGAGUCCUCUUUUUAGUUAUUUUUGAGAAAAUUACCCAGUUUUUUGAAUAAGGUAGGCUGAAAGUUUUACAUAAGAUAUCGGAUAAGAUGAUUAUUUCUCUAUAAACCUGCGCUCUUUCAACUUUAAAAAAUUCAGAAAAAAAUUUCUUCAAAAAGUCUCACCGAUACAUUUUUUUCAAUAGUUAGAAGAUUUCUGAUGAGAUUCUGAAUUUCAAUAGCACGGUUCGCAAAGAAAAAAAUCUAUGCCUAUAGAUCAUUUUUUUUAUAUUCACAUAAAUAAUAUUUUUCGCGAUAUUCAAGACAUCCAAAAGGACCUUUCCCUUAUAAAUUGAGCUAAUGAAGAACCUUGUGCAUCUGAGAAAAUCAUAGCUCAACGAAACCUGACUUACCUUUCUCUGACAUGAAAAACAUAUUUUUCAGAGAUGAACUUUGAAAAUUCAUGCCUUUUUUAAACGUGAAUCGAGAUUUUCGCGAAUUCGAACAUCCUAGGUGGUAAUAUCUCUAUUGACAAAUCUCGCGCGUUUUUUAAAAAUCAGAGCUCAAAAAAACAUGUAUACUCAGCCAAUUUACCUAUAUUCUUUCAAAAAGAGCUUCGGAAAUGUUGAAACGGAACCAAGCUAAGGAUAUUUUUUUCUUCAAAAAAAUGAGCUUCUGACGAAUUUUUUUCUCGUUUUGAAAAACCAAAAAAAGUUUAUUUUCUUCAAGAAAAAAACAGAUCUUUCCUAGAUGAUUUUUUUCAGUUUCUAUUUUUUUCAUUUUAAGUCGAGAUUUGGGCAAUAUUCGCUCAUUUUUUUAAAAAAACAUAGGUUACUAAAAAAAUGAUAGAAAAUCUCACCUUCCUUUACAAAGAAGGGCUUUUAACUUUACGGUUGGGAUUUACUUGAAAAUUGGCCAGGAUACUCCUUGAAGCACCAAAAGAAGAUCCUGAAAGUCUCAAUCUGCACGAAUUCCUAGUUUUCAAGAAGGGAAACCUCAAAUAAAGUAAAAAUAGGCCAUUUUGAGGUUUGGAGCCCUUAUUUCUUGGAAACUAGAAAGCUGUGCGGAUCGGGACCUUCAAGAUCAUCAUCUGAUAGUUCAAGGAGUGUUCAGGCCAAUUUUCAGGAAAAUCCCAAAAAACAAAAUGAACUCCCUUGUUAGACAAAAAGCAGAUAUUUCACAACCUUCAAAAAGAGAAAAACUCAUCGAAUAGCUCAGCGAAAACCAGUCCCAGCUUACCUGAUCAUCCAAUUUACCUGUGUGUGCAAGCAAUCCGCCCGUCUGUCUCAUUGUAAAGAGCGAACGGGUGGAAAAGCAAAAGUUGCAAAAAAAAAGAAAGCUGACUGAUGGGAUGGUGUAGGCGGCGCCGAAGGCGGGACAACUCGAGGGCGCCCGGCGCUGGGAGAACGACGCGCAGAUCCGCCAACGACAGCCCGACAUGGGACGUGAACGAGGACCCGCCGCCGUCAUCCUUCAGGUAUCCGAAAUCAAUCGAUUGCUUUUUUUUUUUGAAAAUUAGGAGGUUGAUGAGUCAUUACAGUUAUCUGAAAAAUGUAUGAGUUCUUUCUGGAAUGAUAGGUUUUGAUGAGAAAAAAAGAAAUCAAAUCAAUCGAUAGUUUUUUUGACAACAGAAGGUUGAUAAGUCAUUAUAGUAAGCUAACUUUUAAAAUAAAUCGAUUCUUUUUUUUUUUUUGAUAUUAGGAGGUUUAUGAGUCAUUACAGUUAUUGGAACAAUUGAUAAGUUAUUUUUUUGAUUUAGUAGCUUUCGAUAAUUAAUAAAAGUUUUAAGUCAAUCGAUUUUUUUGAAAGCAGGAGGUCAAUGAGUCAUUACAGUAAUCUGAAAAAAAUUGAUAAAUUUUUGGAUUACUAGGUUUCGAUGAGAAAAAAAGAAUCAAAUCAAUCGAUAAUUCUUUGAAAAAAAGCCAGGUUGAUGAGUCAUUACAGUAACCUAACUUUUAAAAUUAAUCGAUUUGUUUUUCUUUUUUGGAAAUCAGGAGGUUGAUGAGUCAUUACAGGAACCUAAUUAAUCGAUAAAUUCAUUUGACGAGGAUCAAUCGAUAAUUUUUUUGAAAAAUUAAAGGUUUAUAAGAGAAACAGCCUGUCAAGGUAAUGAAGUCUGUAUCAUUAGAAGUGUCUAUUUGAACCAGAAAGUACUGUAUUUACAGUAUCCUGAUCAGUCUGUAGUUUUUUUCUUGAAGACAGGAGGUCGAUGAGUCAUUACAGUAUUUUUAAUUAAUCGAUAAAUUCAUUUGAUGAGGAUCAAUCGAUAGUUCUUGAAAAUUUGAGGUAAUGAGAAAAAAAUGAGUAAAAAUUACGGCAUUCCAAUCAAUAGAUAACUUUUUAAACUUCGAGGUUAAAAAAAAAAAAAAAUAUUCAAAUCAAUCGAUAGGUUGAUAAAAAUACAGGAGCUGAAAAAGUGUUUUUAAGAAAAAUAAUUUUUUUCGAAAAAAAGUUAAGAAUAUAUGAUUAGAAAAAAAUAUGUAAAUUCAACGAAGUAGAUCCUAUUUUCAUAGUAUCCUAAACAAACGAGAUUUUUUCUAAAAACAAGAGCUCAAGAAAAUGGCAGAUUUUUUUUAAUCGACUUGCCUGUUUCAGCUUCUUAAUUUACUGUUACUAUAUUUUUUUUUCUAAUAAUUGGUUCACAUAAAAUUUAAAUAAGACGCCUCUUGAGUUCAGUUGUUCUAUUGCCUUUUCAGAGAACAAACUUAUUUUUUAAUAAAAAUGUGUCUAAACCGCAUUUUUAUUCCUGUCAGAAACAUGAUUGAAAAAUCUACUUUCAUUCACAUUUUUCAUCAUUUUUAUUUUGUUUCUAGUCAUUUUCCAGCUUUUCAAAGCCGAGAAAACUCUGAAAAAAGGAAAGUUAACUCAAAAAAAUUUUGUUUCUUUUUUUGGUGACGUUAUUGCGGAAAAUAACUCAUCCAUUAAUUAGAUUUCCAGCGGUUUAUGAGCCUCCAAUCUCCGUAAACAAACCCGUAAAUAUAUUUUGGUUGUAUAAUUUUAGAGUGGAAAGGCAUCUUCAUUAAUUAAUAUGAGAACCAAAGGACGGGACCCGAAAUAUAAAUAUUUUUUUGAGCUGUUCUAUAAUGUUGAAGAUGUGAAGGGAACAAUUUAUACCAGAAAAAAAUAAGAUAUAAGUUGUGAGGUAUUUGUGAUUUUUUUCUUGAAAAAUUUUUGAAUUUUUCGUUCCUAUUUUUUUGCGAAAAAUUUCAAAAGUUCUAAUUUAUAUAUAUAUGUAACUGGAAAAAUUUUUAGGCCUAUUUUUUUCUUAGUGAUUUGAAAAUUGUAAAAAAAGUGUUUUCUCAAAAUUUACGAUUCAUAGUUUUGAAAAAAAUGAUUUUUUUGCGCUACUUUUUCGGUUUCAAUAAAUAAGUAAAAGAAAUGUUUUGAAUUGAACAAGAAUUUAAAAAAAUCAUUCGGUUCCAAAUUUUUCAAAUUUGCAUUUCAGGGUCCCCAGGGACGUCUGCGUCGAACCGCGGGUCUACCCGGGGCCCGUUUGCAGCUUUGCUCCCGUUAACCGGGAACUUGUUCCUCAUAGGGAAAUUUUCAAAUCAGUUCAGCUUUUUCCUUAUUUUUUGCGAAUUUAUUUCUUAAAAAUGUUAUUAGUUUCAUAAAGCUCCUGGGCAAUUGGGAAGUAGUUUUUUUUUCUUACAUGUAAUGGCUCAGAGCGUUGCGGUGUGAAGAGUAUCUGUUACUUUGUUCCGAUAGAUCCCUUGCGCGAAAGUCAUUUCAGGUCGGUUGCGCUUCAAAUCAGGAAUUUUAAAUGCGACCUUCCAAGCUUAAAAAGAUUUUCUUAAAAAGAAAAAAUUUUUUUCAGUUCUGUUUAGGCCCGAAAGAGAAGAAGAACAAACUCUAUCUAUUUUUCGCAUAAUUCUGGAGCCUCUCUAAUUAUCUUUGGUCAUUGACGCUCUCCAAAAAAAGUAAUUUAAUAAAAAAAGACACGUUUUGGAACAUCCCUUUUUGAGCCAGGAAAAAAAACGAAGCUUCAUGUAAAUAUUUCUUUCUUUUCUUCAGAGCAAUUGCAUGUAAACGAUCGGAAAUAUCGUUUUUUAUUCAUUCCGAACAAUCCGGAUAUUCCUUUCCCUUUUCUUUAAAGACGUAGAAGUUUUUUUUUUGACAGAUAAGGCUUUUCUUUGAGCUUUCUGGUUCAAAAGACUUUCAUAGGACCUUGUAAAAAGCCUAAGAAAAGACCAGUUUUUUGAGCUUUUCUUUGCAAAUUCCUUCAAAGAACCUUUUGAAAACCCCAAAAAAGCCGUUUUUUGAGCUUUUCAUGCGUUUUUUUUUUCAAAGAACCUUUUGAAAAGCUCAAAAAAGAAGUUUCUGGGAGCCAUUCAGUGCUCGGCGAGUUCGGAAAUUGCGCCGGAAACACUUUGGAAACGACGUCAACGUUGAUCUUUAACGCUAAAUUUAACUUUGAAAGCUCGUCGAGCGAGGGAAGUCGAAUUACUGCUCGAAAUUUGUUUUCGAAUGAAAAUUUAUUGCUAUAUUCUGCUGUAUACAUUCAUAUGAUUGGAUUAUUACGUUCAAGAUUCCUUGACGUAGUGGUUUUUGCUUGAUUUUUCUGUUUUCCAGAGUCUUUGGUAUAAAUAAGAUUGGCUGGGAGGGGAGGAAGCUUUUCCUUUGAGUCAUACUUUUUUUGUCUUUUCGAUAUUUUUCUUAUUUUUAAUCUUGUACUGGCAAGAUUUUUAGUGGUCACUUAAGGGGUUCCUUAAAGACUACUUGGAGAGGACACUAAAGUGACUACUAGAAGGUCGAAACCCUUAAGUGGUCCCUUAAAAAUUUUGCCAGUAGUGUAAUAGAUGCCAUUAAAGCCAUCUACGGAAGUUAUCAUGAAAAAAAAUUUUAUCAUGAAAAAAAAAUUUUUUUUUUGAUUUUUUUUUACUGGAAAAGACUUCAAAUUUCAAGUUUUUUAUUUAAAUAAUUUUUUUUCUAAGUCUUUUUGCGACUAGAUCUCGGUCUAUAGCUCAUUUAUAGUUAGCCAAUUAUUCUACUGAUAAAGCAUAUUGUUGAGCGAAAACCGUUUCAAGUCGGUCGCAAAUCGAAAAAUCAUUUCAUCUAGUUUAUAAACCGGAAUUUCGUUCCUUACUUUACGAUUAAUAUAUCAAUUUUUUUCGUAAUAUUUUUUUCGCUCAAUCAUUCCCAAUAUCCAGCUCAUCUCAUACUCCUGGAAAAGCUGGCCUUUUUCCAAAAAAAAAAAAGUCCAAAAAACCAAAACGUAUCAUGCCCCACCCACACUUCGUUGCACUAAAAAUGCAAAGACUAGAACAAAAAACGUGUUAUUUUUGUUGCGUGACCGAAAAGGGCUCUUGAAAUAUUCACAUUUCGAAGCCCACGCUUUUCUUUUUUUCGGAACAAUGUUCUUUUUCCAAUCGUGACUCACUAUUUUGGAUGAAAUUGCGAAGAAGCGUGGAAUUUAUUUUUGGCUAAAGUUCAAGGAUAACGAGAAUCUUAUUUUCUUCAUUUUAUAAGCUUUCGAUCGGGGAUAGCUCAAUUUCUGUACAGAGUUUGAGGUUUUUAUAUUUUCUUCAUUUUUUUUAGGCUUUUUAGAUCGGCAAAUAGUUCAAAUUUUUCAGAGGUUUUAAAUUUUUUUCUAUUAUUUUAAUCGAAGAUAGCGAUUUUCAGAAUUAAUCAAAAAAACAUUUUUCAAAAAAAUAAAUCUUGAAAUGUAAAGAUCCAAUUUAUCAGAAUUAAAUAAGAACAAUUUCCGAUUUUUUUCAUGUCUUUCAUUUCAAAAAAAAAAUCCGUCUUUAUCAAGGAAACGUUCAAAAAAUCAAAAAAUGUGUUUUUUCCACAAAAAACCCUGUGAAUCACUGUUUCAAUUCGUCAGAGCACAAGGAAGCGUGAAAUGUUAUUUUUUUCCCCUGCCCAACUUUUUAAUGAUACCGAGAAGACACUUUUUUAAUGACUUUUUCUUUGAUAAGGAAGUUGAUGCGGGACAUUAAAUUCUGGGUUUCCAUGGGUUUUCUGUCGAAUCGGAACGUCCCGACGGAGCUUCUUUGGAUGGUUUUGAAGUUGAAUUUUCGGUUAUUUGAGCCUGUUUUAAUUUUUAUUGGUAGCUUUUUUUGUCUUUUCUGAAUUUGUAUUCUGAAAAAAAAUGUUUUGAUACGUUUCUUAUGAAGCUUUAUUUGAUAAGGAAAUUGAAAAAAAAAGCCUUUUUUUUCUUUUCUUUUUUUAACUGUUCAAUAUCUGACUCAUUUUAAAUGACCUUUUUUUGCAAAAAUUUGAUUCAAAAAAAUUUUUUUGAGACUUUUUGAGAUUAAAUGGACAUUUAUAUAUAAAUCCUUAUCCGUUUUUUCAACUUCUUUUCCGAGCUCAAAAUUCCAGAAAUCGAAAAAAUUACAAUUCUUCCCAAUUUUUCUUUUUUUUUUUCGCUCCCAAAAACUUGUGAUCUCCGGCAAGCUGCAUCCCAUCAAUGCAAAGCCCCCCUGCUUAGGAACUUCCUUCAAAACUAAACGAAAUGGCGGAAAAGAGCGGCUUAAAGCGCGGCGUCGGUAAUCGCGCCCCACGGCUAAUCUCUGCACGAGUGGGCGGAGUCGACGAGGUCAAGGGCCCCGAGGCAAAUGGUCCGUCGCACACGAAACAAUUACAACACAACCCACUCUCUCGCCGCUUUUUUCCCCUGUUUCUGCUUCGUUUUUAUUUAUUUUUCGAGCUUUCAAGUGUUCCGAAUGGCUCAUUGAUUAGUCAGGAUGAAGCUUGAAAUUUCAUCUGAAUCGAAAUUUUUUGGAUAACUACUUUCACUUACUUGAGCGGAUAAAAUUGGUUUUUUUGGCUAAGAGAUAAAAAAUUGAUGAGUCAGAGACUAUAAGCUGAGCGAAAAUCUCAAAAUCGCCUUUAGGUCCAUUUUCUUCCGGAAUUUUCUCAGUUUUUUUCUCUGAAGUUUUUCAAGAUUUUUAGACCGUUUUUUCUUCAUUAGGCUUAUUUGAUACUUGAAAGAACUUAUUGAAGAUCAGAAAAAAAUAUAUACAUUUUUGGUUUUUCCGCUUUGGGAUAUUUUUUUGAGCUUCAUCAUGCCCCGAGGCUGUUUAAUUAUAACAAAAAAAGUUCAGUUUCGUAUUUUUCAGGCAGUUUUUAGUUAAAAAAAUACUAUAGUAUGCUCAAAAAAAGUGGCUCUCAAGGCCUUAAAGAAGUACUGUAAUUUUUUUCAUCUCAAGACCUUUUUGAAUAUAAUAUUUUUUUCAUGCUUUUUUUUAAUUUUUUUCAUUAAUGAUUUUUUUGAAAAAAAUUGUUUUGCAGGAUUUCAAACCCAGAAAAAAAUUUUUUUACCGGUUUGGCCGAAAAAAAGGAGUUCUGAUAUUUCUUUAAAAAAAUUAUUUAGGGUUCAAGUUUUAAUUUAAAAAUACUUUGAGAUUCAAAAUUUGAUUCCAAAAAUCUUUAGGGUUCAAAUUUUGCCUUACCGUGUUAUUUUUGGUUCAUACUCUGAUUCAAAAAUUCUCUAGGGCUCAAACAUCAAUUCGAAAAUUCUUCAGGGUCCAAACUAGACGUCCAGAGCCACGUCGAAAGUUACCAAUCCCACUUUAAUCCGAUUGAAACCAAGCCAUUUGGUCUCGAAAACAAACGAAUAAAAGCGUCGAUCACAUUGGAGCAACCUUUGCUCUUCCCUUUUUUCGCAUCCAAUUCAAAAAAGGACGCAAUAAAAACGGCCUCAAAAACGUUUUCCGAUCGUUCCCGAGGUCUUGGGAAAAAUGUCAUCGAGCCCUCGUUUUCUUCCAUUCUUUCUUCUUCUAUUUGCCCUCAGGCGUGUCUUUAUUUCGUCGUUUCGAAUCAAAUUUUUUUGAGGAAAAAGAUACGUUUCCGGUUGGUUUUGAAUUUUUUGCCCGCUAGAGUCUGGUGCCUGAAACUUUAUUUCCGAGUUUUUGGAUUUGAGGAGUUCUUUCUUGGCAUAUCCAAUAAGAAGAAGGAUUUUAUCUUCCACAAAGACUUCUUGGAGAUUUUUUCAAUUAUUUUGAGAAAACAUGGUGAUUUUUCGAAGCUUUACGGUACAAGAUAGCCCUAGAAAAAUUGACUUUUUCGAAAAAAAUUUUUUUUGGUUUUUUUCAAUUUUUUUGCCCUUCAUUUAAUUGUCCUUUAUUCAAUAGAACUUUUUCGUAAUUGCACGAAUUCUUCUGGUUUUUCUGAUCUUGAAUCGCUACUUUUUUAGAAAUCUAAUGGAAUAGGAUACGUUUCCGGUUGGUUUCAAAUUUUGGAAAUGACUUUUUUUUUCGUUCUUGCUAUGAAACUAGGCUUUUUAAUUAAUUAAUGAUUCAGGAGACUUUUCAUAAUAUUCUCUUUACCUUUCUAAUUAACGAAUUUAAUUAGCGAAGGGUAAUUACCUGGAUGACUUCAUCGUCCCUUCAGACCACAAUUAAUGACUCUUCUGAACUUUAUCGAGAUAAGGUUACUUUUUGAGCUAAUUCGUCAUCAUUUUCUGAAUUUUUCAAUAAUUGUUCGUUUUUGCGUUUUUCAUAAUCGUUAUUUGAGCUUAAAAGCACAUUAAUUCGUUAGGAAUGGCUGGCGCCCGACCCAAACCGACUUUCGCUUCUUUGACUCUUCGAAAAAAUGUUUUCAAAAAGAGAACAUUUUUCCCUUUUUUUUGUUUGCUCCAAAUCCAAAGAGGAAAUUUUCCUUGCAAGAAAUCAAAAAACAUGGUAAAAUGAAAGGAAAUCAGGUUUUCUCAGGUUUCGGAAAGCUUUCUGAAGAUUUGGAAGGAACAUCUAAAUAUUUAUCUUUUUUUUUUCUUAAAAGGUCAUGAGAGAAAUGAAAAGAUUCAAUAUUUUCCAUUUAUUCAUCGAAUUUUGAAGCUUUCCAUUUUUUUCUUUAAAACUCUGAACAAUUUUUUUGAAUUUCCUUAACUUGCCUUAAUUUCCUGUUUCACUUCAUUAAUUUAACUGAAUUUUACCCUUUCUUGCUAAUUUCUUUUUUGCUCCACUGUACCUAAAUUUAGAAUUUCCCGCUGAAAAACUUCAAACAAAAAAAGUAGAAUCAUACAGCUGCCCCCGACCCGGCUUCGAGUAUAUAUUUCCGCCCUCCUCGGCGGCCAAUUUUUCCCCAAGACUUUACACAAAAAUCCGUUGAAAAAGUCCCCGGAACGAUCGUUUUAAUACCUGCCCCACCUUUUCCCUCCUUGCAAACGACUUUUGAUUUCUCUAACCCUUCUUUUUGCCACCUCUGAUUUAUAGGUAACAGUUGGCUUUUGGGAAAAGCUCGGGUUAUAUAGUUAGGGCUCAUGAUUUUACUUGGAAGAUGGGAGAGUUAAAGGGAACUUAAAAAAAAUGAGAUAGUCGAAUUGAAAAAUCGUGGUCGCAUUUGGAAUGGCUCGAGCUUGAUAGAAAAAAAAACGUGGCAUUUUUGAGCUUCGAGCCAUUCCAAAUGCGGCCCUGAUCUUUCUGUAAGGUUCAUCCAAGCCAAAAUAUCCUCAGACGUCAAAGAUUCUAAAAAAUUUGAGUUUCCGCUCGGACCUUGGAACCGGACGUUCUAGUGACCACUUUAGCGGCGCCAAAACCCUCAAGGGAUCCCUAGAAUGGCUCAGAAAUGUCCAUUUUUCACGAAAUUCAGUUUCUGAUAAGAAAAGUUAGUUAAAAGAAACUUGAAAAAAAUGAGAUUGUCGAUUUUAAAGUCCGUGGUGGCAUUUGGAAAGGCUCGAGCUUGAUAGAAAAAAAAACGUGGCAUUUUUGAGCUUCGAGCCAUUCCAAAUGCGGCCCUGAUCUUUUGUGUGAGGCUUUUUUGAGCCAGAAUAUCCUCAGACGUCAAAGAUCCCAAAAAUUUUGAAAUGAAGAUCGUAACAUCUGCCCGGACUUUCUAGUGACCACUUUAGCGGCCUCAGAACCCUCAAGUCAUCCCUAGAAUGACUCAGAAUGUCAAUUUUUAACGAAAUUCCAGUUCCUAAAAAGAAAAAAUGUUGCUUUUUUGACCUUUUUUGCUAUAUACAUCAUUUUUCGACUUGAAAUCAACCUUGAACCCUUUAAUUUUCAAAGAAAUAUCUGCCAUCCAUCAUCUGUACCAGGAAAUGGAAAAUAACCACUUGGGACCCUCAAAAAAGUAUUAUUUUCUAGUCGAAAGAAAAGAACAACAACUUGUGUAUAUUUUCAAGGAAAAUUCCUUUGAGAACCCUUAAUCUUCAUCUUUUCUCACCCAAAAACACAGCAAAAAUCUUAUCGGAAGGCCAAAUUCCAGGAUUUGUGUUCCCGAAGAAGAAUCCGUCCUCACGGCGAGAGACUCAUUUGCAUUUCUUCCCGUUUUUUCUGCAGUUCCAAAGUCAUUUUUCCGUUUUUCGUUCGUUCUCGUUUGCUUAGAAUAAUGAGAAUAUUUUCUUUUCUUUUUUUCGGAUGCUCGCCCAUCAGCAAGCGCCGUAUCUCAACACGGCUGAUUUCGGCAAAAAAUCCGCCGCUCUUAUGGUAAUUUAUAGCUGAUAAUAGUGUUUCUUGACUGGUAUAAAUUCCCAGAAUUACCUCAUUUUGAAUUUCGAAUUUUCUACGGAAUUGAAACUUACGAUUGCCUAAAUUUUUCUUAAAUUGCAAAAUCAAUAAAAUUUAAAAAAGAAUAAAAAAAAUUUCCAAUUCAUUCCUUCGAUGAGUUGCUUCUCCUCACAAAUUUUCGAAGGAAUGAAUUAUCUUCAUUAAAUUUGAAAUUUGAAAGGUUAUUUUCCAUCUUGUAGGCCUCAUAAUUCUAUUAUAAUAUUUAUGGAUCAUAAAAAUAAAUUCCAGGAAAAAAAUGAACCAAUUUGAGGGAUUUUUUUAUAUAUUUAUUUUUUUAUUUUACUUCAUUUUUUUAUUGAUUAAUCGGUUUAUAACUCGAGUUUUUCAGUUAAAAUGAAAGAAAGAAGUCGUAAUUGGAUGAGAAAAAUGAAGAAAUAUUAACAAUUUUUUUAGAUUUUUUUCUCCAAAUUCUCGAAUUUUCCUUUUCCGGGAAGCUAAACUGAUUAUUUACAUUCGAGGGUAGUUUGACAUUUGAUAAGGGCCAUAAAAGGCUGACUUGACAUUUUAGGGAGGACAUUUACGACUAGAAGGAAAAAAAUAAUCAGAAAAAAAUCCAUUUAAAAAAAGGGGUUUUUAGUCGCAAAAUAUUAAUUUUUUUGAUAAUUUUCAAGAAAAAUCUAAAUGUCUUUUAAGUGAUCACUCAAGGGUUAAAAAAAAAAUUGGAAACAACUCCAAAAAAAAGUCAUUUCAGAAGUCGGGAAAAUGAGUAAAAAAAAAGCAAAGAACGUCAUCAUAUUGCUCAUGUUAGCUCAUAGUUCCUAACGUUAUCAUUUCCAGGACGACGCGUGCUGGCAGACACAGAAGCGUGUGCCGGUCGAAAUUCAGCAGCCGCAGGUCGGCCGCAUCGCGAUUCCCGAACUCACCGAGAAGGAAGUUCAGGUAAUCAAUCAAUUAUUUAAAAUUCCCGAAAUCAAUCAAUAAUUUCCAGAAAACGAUCGUAGCACAGCCGGCGAGUUACCAAAAGGUGAAAUGGAACGAAUUCCCCGAGGAGGAGAAGUUUGAACUGACGGCAGCCCCGAGGACAAAGGCCCAGGAAUGGGUGCCAGUUAAUCAGGUAUUUUUAUGACGUCAUUGAAUGGGAAUAGAGACGUCAUUGAGGAUAAUAUACGAAAAUUCCGGAUUUUUUCAUGUAGAAGUUGGUUUUUUUUGUUUUUUCUAUGACCUUCCUGCUGGAAGUUUCCUUCAGCUUUUUUUUUGCAUGACGUCAUAAAAUAGGAAACAAUGACGUCACUUAGUAAAAUAUACGAAUAUUUGGAAUUUUUCCAUGUAAAAUUAAGAUUUUUUCAAUUUUACUUUUUUUUUUUCAUUUUCUGCUUAUGACGUAAUUCCCGGAGUUCUGAGGCUUUCAAUUUUUUUUUUUCUGCAUGACGUCAUAAAAUGUGAAUGAUGACGUCACAUUUUGUCUUUUUUUGUGAAUUUUGAAGCCUCCGAAACAGAAAAAAAUGUAGAGAUUGCAAUUUUCACAAGGAUUUUUUUCUAUCCGAACGCCUCUUAUUUUCCCAUUUGAUAUUUAUUUUUCACCGUGUCAACCCCCUCAUUUUUCGAGUUCAGUAAUUUAUAAGUCAAUCAAAAAUCGUUUUCUGGAUCCAACUGAGAGAGAAAAGAACAGCCGCGUCUGUUUUUCCGGAGCUUGACGAGAAAAAUAUCGCCUCCUCGAAAUUCUUCUUUUUUCCACACGAAGAGAGAGAAAAGAGGUGUUGACGUUGGUGAUUAGAGUUUCGAGACGAUUAGAGACACUGUUUGUUGAUUUUCGAGACUAAAGAACGGUUUGGAAAGGGUGUGGUUUGAGUUUUGGAGCAUUUCGAGGCGCAAAACAACUUGAUUCAAGGAUGUGUGCUCCAUUGAUACUUUUAUGCUGGUAAUAUGAGCAAUAUGGGGCACAAAGUUGAGCAACAGGUUGUGUGUCUUUCUGCGGUUUACAGGGUCGCCAGUUCGAUCCCUCUCCGUGGUUACUUACUACCAACAUUUCUUGAACACUUGGUUGGACAGGGGAUUGAACUUGUGACCCUGUGGGCCGUAGACAAGCACCUAACCUGCUGCGCUAUUCCUUAAAAAAACUUUUUCCAUCUCACCAAGAAUAUGAAUUUUUUCAAGGCCGGAAUUCACAAAAAAAUCGGUCAAAUUAUUUUUUCAUGUACUGAAUAAACAUCUCAAAGGUAUCUGAAAAGCCGCUGAUUUUCGAGAAAAAUGAGUCAGAAUCUCAGAAUGUCCCUUUCAACCUAAUUUUGAUCAUCUUUGACUUUGAAGGCUCCUACUCAACUUUCAAAGUUGUUUCAGCCGGGAAAAAUUAAUUUUUUCACAAGAAAAAAAAGCAAAUUUCUUCUCUAAAAAGAUGAAACAUCGAAUCUUCUAUUUUUAAAUCAAAAAAAUAUAGAUUUUUUUAUCUUUCCAGGAUCAAACCGAGCUGCAACGAAGCCUCUACCGGCCCGCCCGAAUCUCGGCCGUAUGGCCACCGCCGCAAGACGAAAACGUCAAAGAAGGGUGAGUGGCUAAAGAGCGCCGUCUCUGGUGAAAAGGUCGAGGGUUCGACUCCUCUUAGCGUUUUUUCUUCUUUUUGGAGACGUUUGGAACACAUGUUUCAAGUUUUGUACGUAGUUUGAUCUUGAGAGAUGUCAUAACUUGAAGGCGGUUGAAUACGAUUUUUAACACUUUUAGCUUCAAAAUCCUUGUGAAAAAGUGGAGAAAGGUUUUUCGAGGAAUUAAUGACCCAUACGGUAUUCCAAGAACAUUUUUCUGCAGACACCAAGUCCUCGUGGUGAAGGCGAACGACGACGGCGCCUGGAUCCAACAAGACCAGAACGGAAUCACGAAACAGGCCGUCUGGGGCAAAACUUCCCGAAUCAACCGCGUCUGGCCGCCGCCGGAGAACGACAGUUCCCUGUCCGAUUAUUCAGGUGAGCAAAGGUGUCCGUGUUGAAGAAUGUCUCAAAUGAACGUGGUACUCGUUGUCUGCGAACGGAUAUGAUCCUGUUAAUGUUUAGUUCAAAAAUACUCGUUUUUCCGAAGCCUAAUCUUUAAAAGCCAGGGCAGAAGGUUCCUUGGCGUUUUAACUGAAAAUAGAGCCUGCAUCCGACUCAAGACGAGUUGCGCCAUUUUAUAUGUUUAAAUAUGCGACUUUUCGAAUCUCUGUAGAUCUCUGUUUCAAAUCUAGGUUAAGGUUGAAGCAGACUUUAAACAAUCAUUACCCUGCCGUUUUUCCAAGGUCACCCAAUGUUUAUCCCUUUAGGGAUCACUCUGUCGCUCCUAGGUGUCCUACCCAACUUGAGAGUUUAGUAUUCCAUAAAAAUGAAAGUAGGUACCACCUGAAUUUUAGCCCUUUAGGGACCCCUAUUUUGUCCCCUAUAGGGCUGUUUUUCCACAAACCCCUUUAGGGACCACUUUGGCGUUUUUAAGUACCACCAUCUUUCCUAACUUGAGAGCUUUAGUUUCAAAUAAAAAUAGCCGAAACGAACAUCCCUUGGUGAAACUUGGGUAGUUUUUCAACCAUUUAGGGCCAUCCAAAAUUUAGCCCUCUAGGGAGCACUAUACUGCCCCAUAUAGGGGCUGUUUUUUUUCAAAAGCCCUCUAGGGACCACUUUGGCGUUCCUAAGUGUUUUACCCAACUUGAGUUUUAGUCUACCAUAAAAUAGCCGAAAAAAAGAUCCCUUGGUCAGAAAUGAGUAGUUUUUCAACCAUGUAGGGACCACGUAAAUUUUAGCCCUUUAGGGAGCACUAUUUAGUCCCCUAUAGGGGCUGUUUUUCCACAAACCCCUUCAGGGACCACUUUGGAAUUUUUAAGUACAGGGUGACAAGUAAAUAUUGAAACCGUUUUUUGUUUGAUCGCUGCUUUUUGCACAAAGGACUGGCCAUUGAAUUUUUUUGUUUAUUUCGUUCAUUCAUGCUCACUUAUCAUGUUUUUGAAGUUACAGCUCACACUUUUCAGUUUUCAGGUAAUGGUGGCCCCAUCUCCGUACCGUACCGCAAUCAUUGAUUGUGUCAAAAGCUGAAUGACGAAUUCAGAGAUCGUUAAAAAGCUGAAAGUGUCUCGUGCUCUCGUUUUUCGAACUGCACAACGCUAUCGGCAUCUCGGUACUUCAGAUGACAUCCAAAGAAGGGGAUUUCCAGUCACCGUCACGACUCCAGAAGCAGUCAAAGCCGUUCGAGAGAAAAUCAGACGCACUCCGGAAAGAAGCAUGAGAAAGAUGUCAAAAGAAUACGAAAUGAGUCGAGAAUCGAUGAGAACUAUUGUCAAGGACAAGCUGAAGAUGAUUCCCUACCGUAUGCAGAAAGGAGCCUUCCUCAAUCAAAAAAACAUGACAUUGCGGAUGAAAAAGGCUCGAAAGCUGCUCGCUGGCACGAAAGAUGGCUCGCAUCUGACGACGCUAUUUACCGACGAGAAAAUCUUCACUGUGGAGCAGAACAAGAACGGCCAAAAUCAUCCGAUCAUCGCUACUGACUAUCAGAGUGCCUGUGAAAAAGAAAAAAAUCUGAAUAAAACUUCGUCUCCGGCUUCCGUGAUGGUUUUUUCCGGAAUUACCGCUGACGACAAAACUCCGCUGAUUUUUGUGGAUCCUGGAGUCAAAGUGAACCAAGUAUACUACAGGGAGUAGAUUUUAAAGUUGAGGGUGUUGCCCUGAGCCAAUUCUCACUACGGAAACCGACCAUGGACCUUCCAGCAAGACGGCGCCCCCGCUCAUCGUGCCAAAGGGACUCAAGAGUGUUGUCGCGCCAAUUUUCCGAGUUCAUCUCGGCUGCUGAUUGGCCUGCUUCCUCGCCCGACCUCAACCCGAUGGACUAUGCCGUGUGGAUAUAUCUGACCGAGAAGGUCUCUUCUAAGAACUACCCAAGUAUCAAAGCUCUGAAGACCGCGCUCAUCAAGAAAUGCGACGAAAUCGACGACAACUACCCUCGUGCCGUGAUCGAUGCGUAUCCGAAGAGACUGAAGGCCGUUAUCAAAGCUAAAGGAGGACGUUUUGAAAACUAUUCUUGAAUUUUGUUUCUAUAUUGUAUGAAUAAAAUUUGUUCCAAGUUUGGUGGUGUUUGGUUGACUUUUGAGAAAGUUAUAACGUUUCAAUAUUUACUUGUCACCCUGUACAUCUUUCCGAACUUGAGAGCUUUAGCCUCCAAUAAAAUACCCGAAAGGAACAUACGAAAUGCCUGUUUUUUUUUGCAACCAAAACCGAAAGCUUUACCCAUGUGUUCCCCGCUUGCAGGACCCCAACACAUGCCGGUCGUCCAGUGGCCGCCCCCGGAGUCCGAGGCGCACGAGCGCGAGCAGGUCGAGUUGCUCCAGAAGCACAUCCCGACCAAGAAGAUCGAGCGCCAGUGGCCCCCACCGCCGCCACAGUACCAGGGUGAGCCCGGGAUGGAGCUUGACUUUGAAAAAAAGGGUAGAAAAUGACUGGGAAUGUGGAAAAACUAGUGAUAAUUAUCAGUGAAGAAGUUGACCUUCAAGGUAAUGAAAAAAAUUAUUUUUUUGCUUGUGAAUUUUCCUUUAAAAAUUUCGAAGGAAAAAAACUUCUGAAUCGGUAUUUUUCCUUUAAUUUGAAGUAUAUUUUUUUCAAAAAGUUUGAGAAAAAUAUAAACCGUUUUUUUAGUUCAUCUCAUGUAACCGAAAGUAAACUUUAAAAAAAGAUAGAUUUUGAAAAAAAUCAAAAAAAAAUUUUUAACAGAAAAAAAUAGACGCAUUUUCGAAAUUUUUUGUAAAUUGAGAGAUUCUUGACAAAUGAUUGAUUUAAAUAUUUUUUUUUCUUCCCUUCUCAUUAACAAUUUUUCCUUUCUUUACUCAUUUUUCAGUUUGACUAACCCAGAAACAUUAUUUUGAUUAAAAAUAAUAAAUUUUCAGUUGUCCAGUCGAGCGGCGAGAUCGAAACGCAGUACAACCCUGCUGAGGUUCGUUUUCUUUUUCUCGUUCGAAAAAUGGAUUUUUUUAAAAAGAAAACAAAAAUCUUUUAUAUCCGCAUGUACUCUUUCUUCCAUCAGAGGUUUAAAUUUUCGGAUUUAAAUGUUUAUUUGUAGUGGUUCAUUUACAGCUGCCAAGGACGCAAAAAAAAAGAAUUAAAAAAAAAAAUGAAAAUUACCUUUCCUGAGAACUUUUUUAACACACCUCUUGCUCAGACAACGUGGGGAAAAACCCUAAGUGAUCUCUGUAGGGAAAAAGGCUGCCCUUGAGUGACCACUUAGGCUUGUCUACGGUUCGUUUUUGGGCCUCGCGAUGUCUGGGUUUUCUGAUGCCGUGUUCAUAGAAAUUUUAAAAAAGCGAUUUCAAAAUUUAACGCAAAGUCGGAUUUCCGGGAAUCGAGGGUCUUACAACGAAAUGGCGAUUUUUACGCCAAAAAUUGAAUUUUUCAAAUUUUUUGAAAUCAAGUAAGCAAAUUUUUGAAUUGUUGCGUGAAGUCUAUAUAUCUUUGUAAACCAAACAAAAAAAACUCCCCCAACCGUUUUUUUUUCUCUAACGGCUCCCGAAAUGUCGAUUUCGCUUCAAUCAAUCAAUUUGUUUAUUUUUCGCAACAUCGGGAUGGUAUGACUUAAUCAGAUCCAACGAAGAAAACUUAUUUUUAAACCACCGAAAUUACCUUGAACACGGCAUGAACUUUUCCUUCCUCUCUUCUUUCCCACCACCCAGCACUUCACCAUUUCAGGUGGAAGCCUCCUCGACGACCGUCACGACGACCACGACGACCACGUCUUCCUCGACGACCCAGCAGCAGCAAAAUGGACAAACGCCGGUGAAUAGUCUCCGCAUGGGCCAUAUCCACGCCUGAAACACGGCUGAAUGUAAAUUGCUUGACGCUUCCUCACUAUGCUAUCCACGGGCAAGGUCCGGAAGGUUUUGGAGAGAAGGCUUAUGAAAAGGACCUUUCAAUUAGGAAAUAGGUGAAAAAGGAGAAAAUAAAGGAAUAAGAGUCUGUGCCAAAGACUAUAAUCAACCGUCUCGACUUCUCGCUAGCUCCGCCGUCGCUGCUCCAAAACGACCAGCCAAUCCGGACCCGACGAAUAUAAUACAGAAAUGGGUGUCACUCCGUUCCGUCUUCACAGAAAUAUAUACAAAAGUGAUGCUCGCCACUUUUCUGUGUGCCUAGGAAGACGGAACGGAGUGGCACCCCCACUCUUUAUUGCCUAUAUUCGGAUGAGGGGUUUGAGCUCGGCUAGUCGUCGUCGGAGGGGAGCGGAGCACCAGGGGAGGAGUCGAGACGGUCCGAGGAAUAUAUUCUGAGGAAUUCAGGCUCUUUUAUACCCUUCUAAUCUCUCACGUGAUCUAUUAAUCACGCCUAUUUACAUACUCAACACUUUUGACACCUUUUUAGAAAGCUCUAGAAUCUUCUUUUUAAGGUCUUUUUGAGGCUUUGCCUGUGCCGUUUCGCUGCUGUUCUUUCUUCUUGAAAAACCCUUAUUUUCAGCUUCUCUUUUAACAAAAUUUGGUCGUCUUUUGACCUAAAAAAUUCAAAAGUCUUAUUCGGGCCUCAGUGACUUUCUGCGCAUUUCUAGUGGUCCCUUAAGUGGCCUCAAAAGUUACUUGAAAUGCUCAGAAAAGUUCGGUUUGCGUUACCAAGGUGCGAGUACAAAGUAAAUUUCUCGCUGGAGCAAACUUUCAAAGCUCAAAAAAUGCAAAAAUAGAGCAUUUUGACUAAUUUUCUGUGAUUUUCUCGGAAUGAACACCAUUAAUGUUUGAGCCAUUUCACCUAGAAAAAAUUGAGUUUUUUUUUCGCUUUUAAUGCUUUAACUUGGCUUCAACUAACUUGAAAUAACCAAAAGUAACGCUGGAGUAAUAUAAAAGUAAGAUUCCCAUAUAAUAUAAAAAUACAUAUAAACUUGUUUUGGAUUAAGAAAAAGCUUUUUUUUUUGAUACAGAGCUUGAAAAAUAUGGUUUUUUCGUUUGAAAGAAUAGAUAUUUUGCCUCAAACUUUCUUCUUUUCCCCACCAAACAUUUGAAAAAUUUGAAGAAAAGGCUUGAAUAUGAUUCAAUUAAUCAACACUAUCAACACUUUUCGGUUUAAAAUAAUGUUUGAAUAACUUCACAGCAAAUAUGAAAAUAUUAAUUUGUUAAACGUAUAUAUAGUAACUAUUUCAAAGAACUCGAUUCAAUAAAAAACUAAUCAAUCCCAUUUUUCCAGACCCAACACCAACAGAUGCGGCUCGUCAAGACGAAAUAA
Molecule: messenger RNA, 25781 nt
Organism: Caenorhabditis auriculariae
Lineage: Eukaryota; Metazoa; Nematoda; Chromadorea; Rhabditida; Rhabditidae
Source: the annotation of a GenBank genome assembly